Molecule: messenger RNA, 1950 nt
Organism: Topomyia yanbarensis
Lineage: Eukaryota; Metazoa; Arthropoda; Insecta; Diptera; Culicidae
Product: retinol dehydrogenase 12-like
Exons: 5
Coding region: 802-1779 (325 amino acids)
Source: RefSeq, a predicted model, not a curated record
UCGACGUGCGAAGAGCGUUUGAUUCAAAUCACCGCCGGAACAAUAAUCGCGACGAACGUGAGCCCAAUCGUUAUUACCCUUGGGCGUCCAUAAGAGUCGCUUGCAGAACGGAAGUAAGCUUUCUUCUCGCUGGACUAUUCGGUAUUCGGUCGCUGAAAGAGCGUGGAUAACUUUCGCAGUGUUAUUUUCGGCAAGUGGCAGUGUAACCUUCCGGUCGAUGAAUGUGUUUACCACCUCUGGUAGUUAGUUUGCUGGAGCGGUGACUGCGUGUUUCGCGAACUUUAUGUUCCAGCACGGGCAUGUAAUUGCUAUCACUGCGCGCUAUAAGUAGGUACUCGCGCAGUACACAUUCGGUCGGAGCAAACCAGGACGUGAUGUGAUUUGCAAUAGCAAAUUAGUGACAUUGAAGUGAAUUCGAAGCCGAUGGUGAUGUGAGGCAUUCGAUUGUGUAGGGCUUUAAGCUCGGCGAAGUACUCAGUUGCUCUAAAAUAUAUGAUUGGUGGUUUUUAGUUAUCGUAGCAGUUUAAUGGUCAAGAAAUUACCGUAAUGCAGUUUCAUAAAAUUGUCGAGUUGGAAUAGUGAGAAAUUUAGCCGUUUGAAAUUGUGUUUAGAGUUCUAACACUUGGAAACUCAUUGAGGUGAAAGUUAAUUAAUGGUGUUUUGAAUCCAUUUUAAUUUGGAUGUUUAAAUUUCCUAACCGUCGAAGCGAUCCAGGCUAGUAACCAGACGCGCGCAACUAUUUUGUGUAAGGAGAGAAAAUUCACGGAUGACCGUACGAUCGAAACAGCAGCGUCAGCCACGAUGGCCCACAAAACCGAUGAUUCGUUUAUGAUUGUCAGCAUUUGUCUGGCCGCCGGAAUAGUCAGUUUCGCGCUCGUUUACUUUGUAAGAAAAUACUUCCAAGGUGGCCAAUUCAAAAACAAAGACAUCCGACUAGAUGCCAAAGUAGUCAUCAUCACCGGUGCAAACUCGGGAAUCGGCAAAGCGACUGCUAUCGAAUGUGCCAAGCGGGGAGCUCGAGUCUACAUGGGCUGUCGGGACCCGAUACGAAUGGAAAAAGCCCGACAGGAGAUUCUGGACAAAUCCGGCAGUCAGAACGUGUUUGGCUUGGAACUGGACCUGGCCUCGCUGGAGUCGAUUAGAAAAUUUGUUCGAACCUUCCUGAGUAUGGAACGACGCCUUCACGUACUGAUCAACAACGGCGGUGUGAUGGCAUGUCCAAAAGGAUACACCAAGGAAGGAUUUGAGCUGCAUUUCGGCACCAACCACCUGGGUCACUUCUACCUGACACAUCUUUUACUAGAUCUGCUAAAGAAGACUGCCCCCAGCAGAGUGGUUACGGUGUCUAGUGACGUCCACCGGUGGGGACGUAUCGACAAGGAUGAUAUCAAUUGCGAAAAAGAGUACAGAGAAUGGGAUGCAUAUAUGCAGAGCAAGUUGUGCAAUGUUCUCUUUUCGAGACAUUUGGCUCGAAAGUUACGGGGAACGGGAGUGACGACCUAUUGUUUGCAUCCUGGGACGAUCAAUAGUGAGUUAACGAGGUAUCUCAAUCGAGCCAUGAUGAUCCUAGCGAAGCCCAUUCUGUGGGUGUUCUUCAAAUCGGCCAAAUCGGGUGCCCAAACGACGUUAUACUGCGCGAUGGAGCCAACGAUCGCUGGUAUAAGUGGGAAGUAUUACAGCGACUGUAGAAUGAAAGACCUUGAUCCGCAUGCCAAGGACGAUGCAAUGGCCGAAUGGCUGUGGAAAAUUAGCGAAAAACUGAUCGGACUGAAUCGAUGAGACGCGCAGUUUGCUUCGAAUGGGAAUCAACUGAUUAGUAUUAUUUUUGGGAGAAAAAUCCCGCAUCGACAAACAUAACCUCCGCUGUGCUGAGGUUGAUUCUAGAUUUAAUAAUGUGUAUUCUAAGCAAUACAGUUUGACAGUCAAUAAACGAGAAUAUAUUAUGUAGAA